Galendromus occidentalis (western predatory mite) is the source of this 3294-nucleotide messenger RNA. RefSeq names its product chaoptin-like. NCBI's taxonomy places the organism in Eukaryota, Metazoa, Arthropoda, Arachnida, Mesostigmata, Phytoseiidae. The coding region runs from base 1 to 3294 and encodes 1097 amino acids. Gene Ontology annotation, molecular function: protein binding. The transcript has 4 exons. The record is from RefSeq and is a predicted model, not a curated record.
AUGGGUCAAGGCUGGGAGCCAGCGAUCCAGCCGGCGGGCAAAAUCGGAUUUCCCCGCAAAAACCUCCGUCUGGGUCUCAAAGUGAGCCUGGGUUUCACGAUGAAGCGUUCAAAUCACCUGCCCAGAAUAGUCUAUGCGGUAGCGGUCGUCGUUCUGAGCUGGCUACCGGUGGACUCCAGCUGCCCCUCGACGUCCACGAUCUAUCCGUGCAGGUGUUCCGGCUCCGAGGAAAACGGCUUGAUUCUGGACUGCGAGGAGCUGAGUAUCGCGAUGCUGUACUCCGGCUUGACUCGAUUGCAGAACGUUUCGAUUUCGCAGCUGACUGUGUCCAACGCCACGAUGAAAAGCCUCUACGGAUCGCUGUUCCACUCGUUCUCAAUAAGGAACCUCACUCUCACCAGAGGGGAUUUGCGCCGAGUUCUGCCGGGGGUUUUCGAUCCACUCAACGGAAGCAUCGUCGAUCUGGAUCUACACGAUAACCAACUGCUCGAAGUCCCUGUUGAAGCUAUCAAACCCUUGAGCAAUUUGUAUUCACUCGACCUGUCGCACAAUCGGAUCGAAUCGGUGUCAGACAACUCGUUCGCGACUCUCGGCCGCCUUUUCCAGAUCAACUUGUCUCACAACAGGAUCAAGAAACUGGCACCGAAAGCCUUCGUCGGCCAGAACAACCUGGAGAGGCUGCAUCUUCAAUUCAACGACAUUUCCGCCUUCGACAAAAACACGUUCAGGAACAUGAGGAAGCUGAAAUACCUCGAUCUGACGGCGAACAGCCUCGACAAAAUUCUGAAGACCGAUUUCCAGCAGCUGACCGGUAUGUGGAUUCUGAAUAUCUCGCAGAACCACAUCACGACGAUUCCUCGUUCGACUUUCGUCACGAACACGGUCCUCCGCGUUCUCAACAUAUCGCAUAACAGUUUAGCCGAGAUCGACCAGAAUACGGUCAAAGGCCUCAGGUUCCUCCGCGAUUCGUAUUUCCGCGGUAAUCGAAUCAGCCAGGUCGAUAAGAAGGCGUUCGCCGCCGCUAAACACAUCCGCACCAUCGAUCUGGCCUUCAACAGGCUGCAGGACGUACCUUACGAGCAAUUCGCCGAAUUGCAAUGGCUCGAGAAGCUCGACCUGAGCUAUAACAACAUAUCGAGAAUCGCCACGAACGCCUUCAGUAAAAUGUACCAGGUCAACAUCGAUUUGAGUCAUAACAUCCUGAGCUUUGUCGGAAACAAAUCAUUUUCGGAAAUUGCCAAUAUGACGCUGCUCGAUCUCUCGUACAACCGGUUGAGCGAGAUGCCGAACGAUGCGUUCGUUCUGAGCGACUGCACGACGCUCAACCUGAUGUUCAACAAUUUCACCGACAUCAACCGGAUACCUAUCGCGAAUUUGAGCUCGAUCAAAGUCUUGAACGUCACGCACAAUUUCCUCGAUCAGAUCGGACGUAAAGCGUUCACGAAAAAACGUCUCUACGAAUUGCAUACGGUCGACUUUUCGUUCAACAAUUUGUCCGACAUCAGCGGCAACCCGUUCGAGAAAUUCGCCAGUUUGCGAUUCCUGAACGUGUCCCACAACCGACUUAGGAAAAUUGGCUUUUCGACGUUCGGCAACCUGCCCACGCUUCUGGAGCUCGACGUGAGCCACAACAACAUUUCCGAGGUGGUUCACUCGGGUCUGUCGAGUCUCGGCUCUGUGCGGCUCAUCCUGGCGAACAACAAUCGAAUCCGAAAGAUGUUUCCGAUUCCGAUCGCGCUGAACGAGCUGCACCUGCAGGACAACUCGCUACAACAGAUCUAUCCGGGCACGAUCAAUGUCAUGAACUCGCUGCUGAGAUUCUAUCUCGACAACAACAACCUGACCAAUCUUGUCAGAGGGGCCUUUGACGGCCUCAACGCUCUGCAGGAGCUCUCGCUCGGGGGCAACAAUAUCUCGGAGAUUCCCUACGAGGCGCUCGAAGUUAUGACAGCUAUCCAGCACCUAUAUCUGCACAACAAUAGCUUGACACUCGUAAAGAAGCGCGAUUUUGACAAGUUCCCCACGCUACUUUCGCUACGUCUCGACCAGAACCGAAUCUCGAACAUCACGAAGGACGCUUUUCUUGGAUCCAUUCAACUGCAGCGGCUUAAUAUGAGUCAUAAUAACUUCAGCGAGUUAUCUCCGACGGCUCUGAACGGGCUCGUUUCUCUAAAAGUUCUCGACCUUUCCAACAAUCGGCUGAGGGGGCUCCAGAACAAAACCCACGGCUUACUGGACGGACUGCUCUCGCUCGAGUAUCUCAACGUCUCGGCGAACGAUAUCGGAACAAUCACUGAUAAAACGUUCCCUCGUAAUCCCUACGUUCCGUACAAGCUCAGAGAAGUAAACAUGAGCUCGAACUUCCUCUCCUACAUUCCGGUGCUUCGGCAGCCGUCGCUUCAGAGCGCAGACGUACUCGACCUUUCGAGAAACUCGAUAAAUCAGUUGGAACGCGGCGCUUUCGCCAACCUGACCAAGUUGAAACGGCUCUAUCUCAGUCGGAACGAUCUCAGGACCCUCCGUAACGGCUACUUGGAAGUGCCUCAAAACCUCACGCACCUCGAUCUGUCGUACAACAAACUCUCCGAAUACACCCCUCCCGAAGGGAGUCUCUGGAUAAACAUGACAGAGCUCAACAUCCGCGGCAAUAACAUAUCGAAGAUUAGCCCGACUCUCUUCCCGAUCGUGAAGCGUCGUCUGCAACUCUUCUAUGAGGGUAACCCGCUAAACUGUGAGUGCUCGCUGGCCUGGCUCGUGUCCUUCAUCAAACACAACCAGCGGGCUCACGAAGUCACGCAAUGGUCCGACACGAGAUGCGUGUCUCCGCAGCAUCUUCGCAAUAAGGCCUUCACGGAGAUCGACCUGUCUAGACUCAACUGUGACGGUGACCCGACCGAACACACUAUGGGGGAUAUAACAUUCAGAUUCGUGCAGGUCCAGAGAAAAUUUAUCGAGGUCCAAUUUUACGUAUCGUCACGCCAGGAUAUCGGGGGCUUCCGCGUGCAGAUUCGCUCAUCGCCAGCUUCGAAUGUAUCCUACGACAAAUACCUGCCGUAUAGCAAACGAUUCUACGCCAUACCUCGUCGCGACAUACAAACGACCGGUGAUGUUCUCACGCAUACUCUGUGCGUGUACGCUGUCGACUCGGAGAACAAAACGCGGCCGUUAGCGUCGACUCAUCAGUGUCGCCUCCUCAACCAGGCGAUCAAUGCGGCUGUAUCUGUUAUCUGCUCGCGGUCGCUCAUCCUCAUGCUCACCGCGUUCGUUUGUCUCCAACGACCCCGGACCGCCUGA